Molecule: messenger RNA, 921 nt
Organism: Mesorhabditis belari
Lineage: Eukaryota; Metazoa; Nematoda; Chromadorea; Rhabditida; Rhabditidae
Source: the annotation of a GenBank genome assembly
AUGCGCUAUUUUUGCUACUCGAUUUUACCUCCAGAGCUCCAAUAUUUGAUUCUCGAUCAAGUUUAUUAUUGGGACGCCAAAUACCUAUUCCAAACCAACAAAACAUUGCGUAAUUUCUACCUACGGAGAGGAUCACUUCUUUUAAAACGAAUCAACGAGAUCUCUUUAGAAUCCAAUGAUGAGUGCUUGAUUUCCGAAGAGCGUGGAGAACAGUUGACCGUUGUUAUGAAGCCAGGAGGAUGUCGUUAUUUUCGUCUCUAUCACAUUCCAAACAACAAUCGACUUCUCUCUUCGAUUCGAUCGUGUCGGAAUUUGAAAAUCUCCAAAGCAUCUAACCAAGCUAAUUUUUAUCAAAAGAAUUUGAGAAUUUGUGAGAAUUUGUUUCUCGACGAAUUUCCUCAUUCACUUAAACUGUUUGCUGAUGCUUUUUAUCAAAACUAUUUUAUUUCCAUACCAUUCGACCGCUUGAGAGAGUUCCAGGAGAAAGUUAACGAUGUGCUGAAGGACGGAAUCCCUGGAAGAAAUCCUAAAGCAAGCCUGCUCGUUAAGAUGAGCAUUUCUCAGAGGAAUCAAACCGCCAAAAAGCUUUUCGAUGAAAUCGCCUCAAAUCUCAAAAAGCACUCAAAUAUUCAAUGGAUGAACGCAGCUCUGGGAGAGAUGAGAACGAUCAAUGAGAUCGAAUUUCAACUAGCCGACAUCCUAUUUGAAGGGAGCCUUCUCGAGUUCAGGGAGCUGCAACCGUUUCUUAUUUUUGAGAAAAGCUUCGAUAAGAUUAAGAAUCGAUUUCUGAAGUUUGAGAAAGAGCCUAUAUGGAAAGUGUUUUUGAGUCGGCGAAUCGACGAGAAUAAAGAGCUCGCGAUUGUGCUUCGAUUCACCGAAAACGAGGCUCAACUUUUCGCUAAAGUUCUUGAGAGACGCGAA